Molecule: messenger RNA, 1666 nt
Organism: Hypomesus transpacificus
Lineage: Eukaryota; Metazoa; Chordata; Actinopteri; Osmeriformes; Osmeridae
Product: pyrokinin-1 receptor-like
Exons: 7
Coding region: 53-1357 (434 amino acids)
Biological process (GO): G protein-coupled receptor signaling pathway
Cellular component (GO): plasma membrane
Molecular function (GO): G protein-coupled receptor activity
Source: RefSeq, a predicted model, not a curated record
CGCCAAUCCAGCGGUCUGACAUCUGGAGCUUUAGGCAGGAAAGGAGUCCAGGAUGAACCACCCCACGGGGGUCACCCCAGCCCCAAUCUUCUUCUCCUGCAACGUCAGCCCCAGCGCCGAGCCCGAACUCCACAUCGGAGUCACCAAGAGCGAGCCCUACUCCGUCGCCAUCCCCAUGACAGUCUUCUACGGCACCAUCUUCCUGUUUGGAGUCCUGUUCAACAGCGUGAGCGUGCUGACACUGGUAACAGACGCUCGCAUGAGAGUCAGCGCCAUCCGUCUGUAUCUCCUCAGCCUGGUGCUAUCAGAUAUCCUCCAGCUGCUGACCAUCCCCGUAACUCUGUACCGCUACUACUGGGAGAGCUACCCCUGGCGUCUGGGCCAGGGAGUCUGCAAGGCGUACUUCAUGGUGCGCCAGAUCUACUGUGCCACCACCAGCUGGGUGAUCUUGGCCUUCACGGCCGAGCGCUACGCUGCGAUCUGCCACACCAUGUGGUCCCUGUCCAGCCUGCAGAAGUCCCGUCUGCCUUGCCUGCUGACCUGGGUGUGGGUCCUGUCCCUGGUGUCAGCCGUGCCCUUCGCCGUGGUCUACGGCCACGCCCGAGCCUGCAUCCUGGACUACACGGCCACAUCCCCCGAGGAGGCCUUCCAUGUGUCCACCAUGUGUGAGAUGACGGAGGCCGACCCGGCGCCCAUCUACAGGGGAGCGCUGCUGCUCAGGGCUGGCCUCUGCUUCCUGGUGCCUAUGGUGGCCAUCCUAGCCCUCUACCUGCUCAUUCUGAUCCAUCUGAAGAAGAACGAGAACCAGAGACGGGCCCUGGGCCUCACGCGCCCAGCGCCCGAUGGCAGGAGAGACAUCCAGUGUCACCAGAAUGAAAAACUACUGCUCAAUGAGAGGAGGGCGCUGAGGCUCAUGGGCGCGGUGGUGGUGGCCUUCUUCAUCUGUAACUUCCCCGACAUCGCCUCGUCCCUGAUGCAGGUGUACGUGGUGGUGUGGUCUGACAAGGUCCUCUCGGUCUACACCAUCCUCAAGUCCUACCUGGCCCUCCCCCUGUGGUACGCCAACAGCGCCCUCGACCCCCUGCUCUUCUGCAUCUCCUCCCACACCUUCCGCAGGGCCUGCUGGAAGACCCUGGGCCGCCUGAGGCCUCGCUGCCCCAGGAUGCGGUCCCCCACGGCCGCAUGGCUGGCCCAGAGGACCUCCAGUGGGACAGCAAGCGGGACGGGCAGGGACGGAAGCGACUGCUCUGGAGUUCCGAAGGGGCCGGCCAGGACAGUGACUCUGGGGCAGGGGGGGACAGACAGCACCGAUGGGGGCGUCCCCAAUCAGCAAGAACUGGAGCAUCACACACUUUAACCUGAUCAUCUUUACAGACAGCAUCCAGCUUUCCCUCUACCCAUCCUCCUUUAUGAUCUACCUCUCUCGCUCUCUCUUCUCUCUCUUCUUGCAGUUCUCAUUUUAUCCCCACCCUGUUCUGCAUAGGGUAAAGAUAGACUAAACAAAAACAAAGUCACACAUACAUAGGCCUAUUUAUACAUAUUGUAUAGAAAUAGGCCUACGUAUUAUUUUAAUAAUUUAAAUGAUAAAAGACUUACAGAUACAUAAACAAUUAUAACGACAUGAUAUUGUUUGUAUAGGGUUGUAGUUCUCAACCUUUUUUCCCAC